Molecule: messenger RNA, 1209 nt
Organism: Oppia nitens
Lineage: Eukaryota; Metazoa; Arthropoda; Arachnida; Sarcoptiformes; Oppiidae
Product: ribitol-5-phosphate xylosyltransferase 1-like
Exons: 1
Coding region: 1-1209 (402 amino acids)
Biological process (GO): protein O-linked glycosylation via mannose
Cellular component (GO): Golgi apparatus
Molecular function (GO): ribitol beta-1,4-xylosyltransferase activity
Source: RefSeq, a predicted model, not a curated record
AUGUUAACUCUAUUGCGACUAACAGUGACUAUAAUAGUCAUCAAUUUAUUAUUGAUUUUAUACACCGUUUAUGUCUUUUAUUACAAAUUCUCUGCAAAUUUUCCGACAAUUGCUGAGAGUGUCCAACAAAAUGUACAAAAUAUUGAUAUAAUUGAUAUUAAAAACAAUAAUGUCUUGAAUACAUCACAUUUGAUGACUAUUGAGAUUUGGUCGAAGGCCGCGAUUGGUCUUUAUUUAUGGCAACACAUACUUCGUGGCCAAAUCGAGACCCGAACUGAAAACAAUGCAUAUAUAUCGGGUUCAGUCAAAGUUAAUGAAUUUAAAUUUAAGUUCAGAAGUGGUCCGCUGUUGAUAACAGAAUCAUUGCAACACUUAUCCGCACAGAAUCUGAUUCUUGUACUCAAUGGCAGAGACAAAGAUAAGAUUAGAUUUGCUACCGAAUGGAUUGAAGGCGUGAAGAUAGUUAAGGACAAGAUUGCUAACAUAGGAAUUGUUAUGUUAGGCGAUGAAGACUGUCAUAACAAUUGGAUCAAACCAUACAUUGAAUCCAACGGAGGAUUUAUUAAAUUCUUAUUCGUUGUCUACGACUGGAAAGCCAUAGAUAAUCACGAUAUAUAUCAAUGGCCAUUAGGUUUGGCCACUUAUCGCAAUUUUCCUAAUCCGGAUUUCAACAAAAUUAAUUUUCAGGCGAGUCGUCCGUAUGUUUGUAAUUUUGUGGCCACUAUUUAUCCCGAUUCUUCACGACAAGAGUUAAUAAAUAUAUUAAAUAAUAAAUAUCGAGAUAUUUGUAUAAUAAAAGUAAGAUAUGAAUGGCAACCAAAAGAGACAACUGAUUCACUUAAUUAUUAUGUGGAAGCACUCCGUCUGAGUGACCUAACAUUGAGUCCGAUCGGUCGGAAUCACGAAUGCUAUCGAAUAUUCGAAGCCUUGUCUUUCGGAUCGGUUCCUGUCGUUGAAGAGAAUAUGAAUCACACAAAGAAAACAAGUUGUGAUAAAAAUGAAGCCUAUCGUCUUCUUAAAGAAGCCAAUGCGCCAUUGAUUUAUGUGUCCAAUUGGACACAAGAUUUACCAAAUAUAUUAUCAAACGAAUUAAAUUUAAGUCUUGAAUACAAAAUACAAAGACGUUUAUAUAUUAUUAAAUGGUAUUCAAAGUUUAAAACAUUAAUUAAAUCUCAAUUUCUAAAAGUAAUAAAUGAGAAAUUUGUUUAA